GAAUCUCGGCACCUGCAUAAGGAGUGGCAAUUCAAGUAUCACGCUACGGUGAUUGUUAUUAUGGGGGUUGAUAAAGCAAAGGAUGUAAAUGAGUUGUUUACUGAACAUACCGUUGAGGAGUUGCAGCGAAUCGUACGCCAAAAACGAACUGAAGUAGAACAAAAAAAGGACGAACUUCGUCAACUUGUAGGAGAAAGACAUAGAGAUAUUAUUGACGCAUCUGACCGGAUAUUGCUGAUGAAAAACCUUACUUUCGAGAUAUCUUCUUUGAUAGACCAACUGAGGUCAACUUUGUCAACGUGGAAUCAAAAUACAGAAAUCAAGCAAGAUUUUUCGACUGAAACGCAGUCACACGAACUAUCAACUGCUGCACAGCUCAAAUUGAUGCUUGAUAUUCCUGAAUUGAUUUGGAAUCAUAUGGACUUAGGUCAACAUGUUUCGUCUGCAAGAAUGUGUUUUCUUGGUAGACAUCUAAAUGCAAGAUUGAAUUUGAGCCACGAGACCCACUUUUCCCACAUUAACGCAAAGGUGCUUGUUAGCCGAGCGUGGGACUCUCUAGUGCAUCUGGAGACAGCUGUUGUUUUGGCAUGUCGAAGACGACUAUGUGCUCCUCCAUCAUCAAAAGAAGAAAUAUGUGAUUCCCUCGUUGCCUUGUCAAUUUUGGAAGAUCUGUCUUUACCACAAGUCAUUGACGAGUACUUUAAAAGCAGAAAGGUCGCAUUGUACAGUGUUCUGGGCGUAGAGUGUUCACUGCCUCAAGAAAUCAUCAAAAUGAAGCCUAAUUUUAUUCUACCAGUCCGCAAGCAGUUGUCUUUAGUUGUUCGACUUAUUUCGUCAACCUUAGAAUUUCUCGAGUUUCUCUUCACUUCGAAUGUCACUGGUGAGGCGUGUGCAUGUGGUGGAGCAGUGAAUUCCCAAAUAACUUCGUUAAACAAUUGGAAAUUUUACGACUCGUCUACUUUUUCCAAGGAUCGACUUUAUACACAUCUGCCGAGUGAUGUUCUCAAUUUUAAAUUGAAGAGUUUCAAGUUUUCAAGUGAUUUAUCACAUUUCGUACAAGGUGAAGGACAGAGUUCUCUCAUAGACUUAGUACAAAAAAGUUGGGAUGUCUGGCGAGAUGACGCAAUCCAGGUAUGUUACAAAGUCCUUUCAGAGUCACUAUCUCAUGUUUCUUGCUUUGAAACAUUGGUUGAUCUACGUACCGCCAUACUGGUACUUGUACAUCGGUUACAAAUUUGCACUUCGGUAGUUACAAAAACAGGUGAUCACACUUCGACUGGGGGUUACUCCAAGCUAUUCAUAUUUGAUAUUUGGACGGAGUUGCUUCGUGAUUUGUUUUUGCGGAGGUUAGAGGUAUUGUUUACUGAGAAUUUAGAAAACAGUUUCAAUGAAUGGAUCUCACAGUUGGAUGAUUUACUGACACGGAAUUCAAAGUUUCAAAAAGAGGAAGAAAAUGAAAUAUCUAAGGCACUGCUGAAUACCGAAUCCUUUCUAAAGAAUCCCGUAGAUGAAGGUCAGAUUGAUUGGGCCAGCUUUGUUUGGUCAGAUGGUAUGAGAGACAUCAAUAUAAAAAAUUCGAUUUCUACUGAAGUGGUCAAUCACAGAGAAACAUUGACAGCAUCAGCCAAUGCUUGCAAUAAUGAAAUUUUGUCCCAUUUGGUAAAGUCGAAUAAUGUAGGCCUGGUUGUGUUUUGCUGUCUUGCACAUCUAUCGAUUCCUAACUCCUUUCCUUUAAUGGGAAAUGAAAAAGAGCAGGAUUUGACGUCGUCAUCUCAUAUGUUGGUGUUUUUGCAACGAUUGAUCAGUGAAAAUAUGUCCUCUACAUUUGAAAAUGUGUCAAACUGUGUGCAACCAUCUAAUUUUGGCAAUACCGACUUACAUAGAAAACUCCAAGUGUUGUUACCCGAGCUUCAAUUACUAUGCGAGAAAUUAAACAUAGACAUUUCAAAUUGUAUUAUUAAAUUAACUUCAAAUGUUGGUCGAGAUUCCUUCGAUAUUUGGUCACUUGUAUUGUCAGCAUUGGGGAAAGCCUUGAGUGGGUUGGCUAACUGGAUAACGAAAAAAGCUUAUGGAAAAGAAACAAUCAACGAUGACUGUACAGAUGUAUCUCUGCCUCUGAAAAUUAGUCCAUCCUCUUGCCUACUUCUUUCACGUGCCUGGUAUGCUCUAGUGGAUUGUUGUCCGUCUAUCAUUGCAGCAUCGAUCGCUGCCACAGGACAGAUUGAAUCAGGUUGUGCUGUGAAACCUGGCCUGAAUAACUCCACCAAUUCAACAAACUCUGUAGAAUAUAGUUCAACGACAGAAGGUUUGGUGUGGGCAAAUAUUUCAUUGUUACGUCGUGGAUGGGAUUCUCUAAGUCAGUCAUUGUUUCAAUUAGUCAACCGAAUUACAUUGGAUUCUUUGGUGAAUGCUACAGUGGAAGACAAAAUUUUCAAAGAAUUCUGUGAUAGUUUAUAUUCAAUGUUUUCGGUCACCUGUAAAAAAACUGAUGAUGCAUGUAUAAAUGAUAAUUCUGAGUCGAAUGUCUCUUUCGAUGAAGCCACAGUUAAAAGUCUUUUACUGAAGUAUGCCAAUGUUGAUGUCAUGUCAAGGGGUAUAGUGCCCUUUGAAGAAGUUCAACUAGAAUUGGAUCAUUCUGCCGCAGCAGCAGCAACAGAAGAUGUAGAUAUUAGUUCAACUGCUUUCAUACAGAUACCUUCACAACUUUCAUUACCAAUGCAUCAUAUGCUUAUGCAUAUAGUGUAUGCUAUGGGAAAACUUAUGGUACAUAAAUCACUUCAAGCACCAUAUCAUCAUCUGUUUCUAUCGAAGGUCUGUACAGCAUUUAUCAAAGUAUACUCCACUAUUGUUGAUGACUUGUUUUCGCAUCGUAAUGUCACUACUGAUCAAUGCCCAGAUGAUGCAUGUUUAUGGUUAUCUGAUUCUCUACAAAAAUUGUUACAAGCAAGAGCUUUACAAAUAAUCUUUGAUUUAAAAUUCUUCCAGCGCUUAUUAGUUUCAUCGAUGUCGAAAAAUCAAUUAGAUACCUCAUCUAGACAUAUCCAAUCCAUGAUACAAGGAUUAACAUCUCGUUUAGAGACACUUGUUGAUCCUUUUGAUUGGAAUGUAUGCGCUUCUCGUUUAAACCGUAAUGUGGCAAAUACAAUCACAUCUACUUAUCACCUUUAUGCUACAAUCAUCGGACCAAAUUCAUUUUCACAAAUUGAAACUCUAAGAUGUUCUAAAUCUACAGUAAAAGAGGAACCAGUUGAAAACAAGGCAACUUUUUCCUUUUUACCGUUUAUUUCAGGCACAAAAAGUAAAGUCAAGCUGAAUUUAAAUCCACUGCCACUUAAUUCAUCUGUCUGCGUAAAUAAAUGGUCAGUAUUGAGGACUGGAAACAUGUAUACCAAACAAAUUUGAGGAAUGACUAAUAUUUUCUUCGUGUAUUUCCAAUCAUUUACAAAGUUUUAACGAGUUGUGGAGUGUCUCCAUCAAUAGAUGUUGUUAUAACUGGCAGCCUAUUAUGAUGCUCGGCACAUUGUAUAGGUGUGAAACUUUUCUCAUCCAUGUGUGCACACACAGGCAUGAAACUGCAUAUAGAAUACGAAUAGUUCAACGGCAAGAUAUGUCAACUAUUAUCACUUCAAGUUUCUAAGUAAGUAUAGAUGCAAGGUAUAAGUAGUUUGAAUUUUCCCAAAACACUUGGUUUAUAAAGAUUAGCCCUCUUAUUUAGGCCGUAAUACGUGCUGCAUGGAUAUAAUACUGUUUGUUCACUGUGGUCCUAAGUUUUACCUGCACUUACACAUUUUCAUUGUAAUGAGUCAAGCUGAAAACGUAGAAAGUGAUCCAGCUGACGGGUACAUAAUUGUGUGCUGAUAGGAGCGUAAAAUAUACUGACUAAAUAUUAUUAUCUUAUUCGUAAAAAAACAUGUCUACGCCUAAAUUUCAUCCUACAAACAUCAGAAGAAUCGCGUAAAACUAUCGACCAUCUUUAUUUUGUGUCAGCUAAUAAUAUCACUUUGGUAAGUCGAACUUGUGUUUAAGCCUGUUCAGCUCGUAUUUUUGAGAAGCUAGCCUAAAUUUUGUACACCUAGACAUGAAUAUCAAUAGCCACCGAAUUGUUCUCGCAGCUUUUGAUGGAGGAGGGGAAAGUGAACUCCAGAUGCCUGAAAUGCAGGUGCUAAUGAAGUGUAAUAACUUUCGAUAUCACAAAACGCCUGAAAUUAUUUCAUUAAAAAUUUAAAUACUCAGAACUGUUAACGUCUCUUCAAGUGCUUUUUUAAAUAACCAGUCGAAGGUCAUAUUUUUCGCUCUUAUUCUGUUAGACAUAUUCAUAAUGUUAUGCCAUAUAUACGAAAUUCUUAAGAUUAUUCGGGAAGUAUUUAACCUAUAUUGUUUAAUUUUUCUUAACAGAGCCGUCUCAUGCCCAUAGAAAAGUGUGGACAGUAAUAAAAAAAGACCCUAGUAUUGCUGUGCAGUGAUCCAAAUUGUUAUGCUUCAAUACCUUCACAUUAAAUGCCCAAGUGCCUAUAAAUACCUGUUGAUCACAACUUAAAGUACACAUUCUCUUAGAAUGUGUAUUUUCGGGAUACUCACUACCCAGUUUCUCCAAACAAUUGCAAAUAUAAAUGUUCUUAUUAAAACGUGAAAGCCGAUCCUGAUAUUUCUUCGUACGUUGUUUUUCCAUGUAGUUUGUUCAUUUUCUACUAAUUUUGCCUUAUCUGUGAUCGUUUUUCAGUCUGAAGGUUCCAUACAUACUGUCACUUUAUCUUAUUUUUUAUGGUGAUCGGUUAUAACAUAUCCUAAUAGUUUGUAGUGGAUGUUUUUAACUUUUAAUUUGUUUCAAAAAUAAACAAACCACAUAGCCCAUCAAAGCCUUUAAUCAUUUCAUUUAUACAUUAUGCUUGUCAGUAGAAAUUUUCUGGUUUUUUCGUUUGCCAGGAUUAAAUUGUAUAUAUCAUAGUACUUCUCAGUAGUUAGCGUUUCCUGUCUUCUACAUUCAUUUAUCAUGUAAGUACAUUUACCAUGGUAGUAACUGAUUCUGAUUUGCUUCAUGCUCUAGACUUCAAUAUUUUACUCAGGUGUACCAUCUUUCUAAGGUAUCUUAUUUGUAAAACAACGUGUUGGAUUCAAAGAGACUGCAUUGUUCGAUAAUACGCAGUAAUUUUAAGUGUUUUCAUCGUCUACUUGAUACAGCUAGCCAAGAACAUCUCUAACAUUCAAUUUACAAUCGAAUUAGGCUGGCCAAAACAUUCUGCUUUGAAUAGACUAUCCCACCAACCAGGUUCAUUUGU
Molecule: messenger RNA, 5276 nt
Organism: Trichobilharzia regenti
Lineage: Eukaryota; Metazoa; Platyhelminthes; Trematoda; Strigeidida; Schistosomatidae
Source: the annotation of a GenBank genome assembly